Molecule: messenger RNA, 3063 nt
Organism: Physcomitrium patens
Lineage: Eukaryota; Viridiplantae; Streptophyta; Bryopsida; Funariales; Funariaceae
Product: phospholipase A1 PLIP3, chloroplastic
Biological process (GO): lipid metabolic process
Molecular function (GO): glycerophospholipid phospholipase A1 activity
Source: RefSeq, a predicted model, not a curated record
UAAUUUAUGACUGUAGCCUGGCCCUAUUGUGGCUCGUGCAGUUGGCUCUAGUAUCGUUCUUUCCGCCCACUCCCUCUCUCCUGUAGGUUCCGCUUCCAGGAACGUUGAUUUCAAUGGUGAUGAAACUUUUGACGAGUUAAAAAUGUACCACUCGAUUUCUCAUGGUGAAUGUUCCAUAGAUUUGCGAAAGUUUUGAUCAGAUUCAUUCAGCGAUCGAGUUGAGUUCAAUGCAGAUGCUCAUCAAAUACAAGAGAGAGGACAUUCUACUUGGACUUCGAAGCAAUUUCUGAGCGUUUGUGUUCCGCUAGUGGUUGAAAAAGUGUACAAGCAGUAGUAGUCAUGAAUGUCAUGCUUUGUAGGCCACACAGGCCGUAUUUGGGUGUUAUAGCUUCCACUUCUUCUAUUCAUACUCCAAAUAGUAAAGAUUCUGAGAAAUUCCAUAAAUCGCACUCCGCGAAACCAUCUUUGUUAGCUUCCUCUCCUUCAGUCCUAUCCAAUUCUACAGAGGGGGAACCCAAAGGAGAAUCAAACCGCUCUGAUGUUUCUACGUCAUUCAAUAAGUCCUUGCCCUUGCCCUUGCCUAUUCGGUUGUCGCUUCCAAAAAUUCCUAGUCGAGAUAAGCUGCCUUCUCCUCUGAAGUUUCUGUGGUUCUACGAUCAGAGUAAGUUGGAGGAAGUUGUAGUAAAGGAAGAAAACGAAAAACGUAAUGGUAAUCCUUUAUCAUUGUCAUCCGCUCCCAGGCUGGGAGAAGUAGAUACAAAUGAAGGGUUGGAGAGUUUUGCAGAAGAUACUCGGUCUCAAGAGUUAAAGGAGGAAACCACUUUUAACAUUAGCGACAGAUUGAAGAGCUGGGUUCCAAGCAUAGUGAAUUUGGUCUACUUACGCAAGUAUGGCUUUGAUUUUCCAAAAAUUGGCGACGAAGAAGUUGAUGAUCAUGUACGGGUUCCUGGGCUACAUCCUGAAUGCGGAUGUGAGGUUUGCGGAGGUGAUCAUUAUUUGCAAUCGGAGCCCAAGCUGAAAAAAUCUGUAAUUGGUUUUGAGAUCCCUGUGGUACACGAUAAAGGCAGUUUUGGAGAAUUCUUGCAGCGCAUGGAAUAUUCUGACCUAAAGUUCUUUUCUAAAAUGUCGAACCUCUGCAAUCAGGCUUAUUAUAUUCCCGAAAUCAAGAAAGAAGAGCUUGCGAAGCUAUACGGGUUACAAUUUAUCACUUCUUCACUUGAAAGAAAAACCACUUCGGGGAAGGAAAAAACCUCUUUCGAAGACAAAGAGAUGGAGAAGGCCUUUGAUAGCAGUGAGGACCAUCUUCCUACAAGUAGCAGUAAAGUGAAAACAGAAAUUGGAAAGUUGAAUCCUGCAAAAUCCACUUACGCCAUGGCUGCUGCAGCCGCCUCGUACCUCGCUUCUCAGACCAAGUCUUUUCUUCCUUUUAAGAAAUCGGAUUCUGAGCAAGCAGUUCUGGAAGAAGAUGAUGAGCUCGAUGAUGUUGCCGAGGACUUCUAUACAUUUUCAGAAUGGGAAGAAUAUAUUGAAGAAAGUGCAGAAAAAGCUGCUAAGUUAUCAACAGACAAGGAAGUGCUUUCAGCAGAAACCAGUAAGAUAGGUACUUCAGAAGCGAGGGCCUUGAAAGACAGUUGUAAUAUGAAGCCUGAGAGUCUUGAAGACGAACUUUCUCCAGUUGCAGCAGCGGCAACUGCAACUAAGUUACUCACAUCUGAGGAAGAAACCAAAGACGCAGUUGCUGAAGUGUUGCAAUCUGACGCAUUCUGUCCAAGUGAGUGGUUUGUAUGUGACGAAGAAGAGACAAGUACAAGAUACUUCGUCAUCCAAGGGUCUGACUCUCUCGCGUCAUGGCAAGCGAAUUUGAUUUUUGAGUCGUGUACAUUUGAGGACCCUGAGUGGGGCGUAAUGGUGCAUAGAGGAAUGUAUGAAGCUGCUAAGGGGUUAUAUGAACAACUUACGCCCCUGAUUCAAGCUCAUAUGGUUAAACAUGGUAACGAUGCCAAAUUCUAUUUUACAGGUCAUUCUCUGGGAGGCAGUUUAUCAACUCUGUUGACUCUCAUGCUCCGCCAUCGGGGAGUACUUCCCCUAUCUGCAAUAUUACCAGUAUAUACCUUUGGUACAUGCGGUGUUAUGUGCGGAGGUGACUGGUUGCUUGAGCAUCUUGGUUUCCCUUUAAGCCACGUACAGUCAGUGGUGAUGCACUACGACCUUGUUCCUCGAGCCUUUGCUUGUCAUUACCCUGAUCAGGUUAUCGAAGUCCUGAAACGACUCAAUGGGACAUUUCGAAAACAACCGUGCCUUCAACAACAGAAAUUGAUGUAUGCGUGGAUGGGAAAGAUGUACAUAGUUCAACCAGACCAACAGCAAGCUCCUCAUCAUCCUCUUCUUCCACCUGGUGGUGCACUCUACGCAGUUCGGCAUCCAAAGCAUGAUAUCUACGAAGACACCAUCAAAGACCCUCACAGCCAGGCAAUGCGAUACGCAAAAGAAGUUCGUUCCGCUGAACGAAGUUUUCUGAAUUCUCCACAUCCUUUGGAGAUCCUCAGUGACCCUGCUUCUUAUGGCUCCGAAGGCACUAUUUCUCGAGAUCAUGACGCGGGUCAGUACCUCCUGGCGAUCAACACAGCGCUCAGGGAAGCGUUCAAAAGGUGGAGGCAGCAAGACAAGGACAAAGGCAGGCUUUGGAGCACUCCCAUAAAAAUUAAGAAACCGGGUAAGAGAUUAUUCAGAUCAUUUUCUUCUGAAAGAAAUAAGCUUCGACGGUCCGCCAGUUUCGUAGAAUUAGAAGCCCAUACGAUAAGAGGAGAUGUUGCCUCGGAUUCACAAACAGAACCAAUUAGUAGAUAGACAUGACCGAGUUAGACAAGCUUAUUUCAUAUUGAUAUUGUACAUGAUUGGUAAAUCUUCAAGGCCCUCGUGGGAAGAGGGAUGUUUCACCAGUCAACCAUUUGUAUUAUAUUGGCAAACCAAAACUGGAUUAUGUAAAUUAUUCCCAAUCAAUGGUAAUUUUGAGGUCACGUGAACUGUUUGUGGCUUCAAACCUUCUCUGGAUUCUAAGUUUUA